AUGGCGUUAGUCGAGCCAUUAGUGGGCUACUUGCUUUCCAAGUAUGCGGCCACUGUCACGGAGGGUCUCGAGAAGAUUCGCCAUCACGCGAAGACCGACGGGACAUUUGCAUCCGCCUUUCUGCUUCAUCCGCAGGGGCUCUUGGCGCUUCAGGAAUUGAUGCAGAAACGGGAGUUAUGUGCUCUGGCGCUACAGACUGUGACACAGCUAGUGGAAUCGUCUGAUAACGCGGGUGUGCGUUCAGGUGCCUUGCGAGAGAUGUGUCGUGGCAAGUCGCUCUGGGUGCUGCGAAAAGGACUUGCGUCUCUCUCCGAUGCGAUGCUGCCUGUGACGAUGGCCGCACUGCAGUUUCUUGUGGUUGUUGCAGGCAGCCUCCCCAAGUUGGUUCUCUCCCGGUUUGGGAACACGGUGCCGCUUCACCUCUCGUGCUUCUCUCUUCAGCUGCCGUAUUCGCAGCGACGCGUUAGAGUGGCACGGGCGCAGUUUCUUAUAAGCCUUGUUGCCUCCCCGCACGCGAACACCGUGGAGAUUGUGGUCUGCGCGCACGGGUACCUCACCCACCUUCUGGAGGAUGCCGCGGAGCUGCUGCAGGAGGGCACUGAAAAGGGCCUCGACAUCGCUCGUGCGGCCCUUCGUGUAUUUGGUGAGCAUUUUGUGGAGGGAAAUAUUUCGGCGACGCGAAAGCGAUCGGUUCUUCUGGCGCAGAAGAACAUCAUCCGUCUGCUUGUGAAGGCUCUUGAUCAUGCGCUGGUGUCGGAAUACGCGUACGGCAUUUUAUGCCGAAUUGUGGUGGAGCUGCUGGAAUCCCCGUGCGACUAUCAAGUGAUGCGGCUUGAGGCGGAGGACAGGGGGAUGCCGAACUACCUGCUUUUUUUCAUCCUGCGGCAGUUGCGGCCAAAGAGCUCUCCGGCAUCGGCACGCCUGGCAAUAUUUAUACUGCACCAGGCACCGGACUUGAUCCGACCCUUUUUUACACGUGUCUCCAGUCAUCUUGGAGAAGAGGGCGGCACGAGCCGUAUUUCCUCCACCACCGCCACGGUGGCUACGUUGAACCUCAUGACUCGCGCCAUGCUCACGCCGAUUCCGUACCAUUUGGCUGCUGGCAAAGCAAGGCUAGUGCCAGUGGAGGCGAGUGCGACGAAGUUCUUCUCAAUGAGUUCAGAACACGUGGCUGAUGAAAUAUGUCCCUCAUGGGUGGCGGAGUACGUGCAUCGUCUCAUCAAUGGGUCCAGUGACUUGUUAUUGCUUUUGUUUUCCAUUCAGUUAACAUGCGCCAUCCUUACACGGGCCAAAGCCAUUCAACGCCUCGUGGCGAAGCUGCAGGAUGUUCAAUCGAACGAUGAAAAGAAUAAAGGUAACCUUCAAGAGUGGGAAACAUUUGAUGCCAAAUUGCAAUCUGCCUUGCUGAAGGCUAUUCCUCGUCAGGAAGAGUUUUGGCAUCGAAUGACGCAACAGCUUCAUCCCAUGAUGAUUUCCUCGUCCAACGCAAAUGGAAACACCACGCGAGGACCUGAGGAGAAGACUUUCUUUUUGUCCCAACGCAUGUUCCUUCUUAUGGAAUUAUACGGGGAGGUGUUUCAGCUGCGCAUAUCAUGGCUGAGUGCGGUUCCGUCAUUUAUUCCAACGUUUUGUGCGUGUGCCAAUCCUAUUGAGGAUGCCUUGCGUCGUGGUGAAGGUGCGGUCACAACUUGGCCAGCAGUAAGCGUCUCCGCUCUCUGUUCGCUCCUCGUAUCCGCACUUUCGCAAGGCGUCUCGAUGACAAAGCUGCACCACGUCACAAUGAGUGGUGCAAAAAAGGGGGUGUUGGAGUGGCCUCUCUUGUUGAGUGUGAUGCUGUGGGCUGUAAAGCACCGCAGUCCAUGUGACGAGGAGGGUCAAUUGGCAUGGGCGUGGGUAGCGCGAUUGAUGCAGUGGACUGUGCACGGUGUGACUGUGAGUUUUGUGUGCGAAUUGGAGGAGGCGUUCUUGUGGCUUGCGGCGAUGGACGAGUCAACGAUUCCGUGUUUUGUGCAUCUCAUUAAUUAUUUACUGCAGCGAAGCCUGUCAAAGGCCGCGGAUCGCAUUGCGCACGAGCUGAUGCUGGGAGAUGCUGGCAUCAUCGUUUGCGCCGCCCGGACCUUUGUGGCCAAAGCCGAUGAGAAAUCCGCGUCGAAUGGCGGCAGUGCUGUGGGAAUGAAGGAUAACACCAAUAACAAAAGCAACAGCGAAAGCACUGUGGUGGUGCGGAGGGGAAAUGACGGAAGGCAGCAGCAGCAGCAGCAGAAGGGGAAUAAGAGGUCAUGGCAUGAAUGUAACAACAAGAGGGAUGAUAGGGAGCAGACGGGCGCUGCCACAGGCGGUGGGAAUGAUUUCUGGACAGUCGACCUGCAGGAGCACGUAGCGGCGUUUAAAAAAGUCACGGAGCGGGUCGCGUGUGAGUGGUCGGAUCGCGGCGAACGCAUGAGGGAAACACUACCAAUUGUCUUCAAGAACGCACGCAACGAUGAGUCCGGCAAGCGGCGCAUCGCACUGACGAUGCUGCAGGCCGAAAAGGAUCAUUGCUCCCUGCGACCUAUUCACGAUCAACUUCUCGAGUUCUGCCGAACACUGCGGCCGCCGAUGCCAGCGACAGAUGUCGAAGAGGAGGAAAUGACGCUGCUUACCAUCGCCCGCACUGGUGACGUUCAUGCACUUCGACGGCACUUUGGCGAGGACAAAAUGUCCCCUCCUCCGUCCGUUUGGUGCUCAUCCACCUCGCUGGGGUGGGAAUUGGCGGGGCUUUUCUUACGAUGCCUCCAUGAACUCAGCGGAGAAAAUAUCAGCGAACCGGAAGGUGCGAGCGAGGCUUAUUGCAGUGUUCUUGACUGUAGCCAGUACCUCUUGAAAAACAUUGCGAAUGAUGCAACAGAUGUCACGCGUGUUUUACUCGAUCGUUCCUUUCAUGAAGGUAAAAUUGCGGGAUUUUUUCUCCUUCUUCUGGCAGCCACGCGGUUGCUGCUGCAUGGGCAUGCUAAGCGUGCAGUUAUUGGGUCCGCAUUGCAAGUUCACCUGGAGAAUGAAACAUUUGAGGCCAUUUCACGUCUUCUCUUGCGCACAUACUCGGGAACGGUUUCGACGAUAGAUCGCAUACGGUACACCACGCUGCUUACUCUUUGUUACCUGCAACAGGCACAGCGGGGUGCUGUGACACAUCCUUAUGGUGACAAUACGGGGGAAAUGCGGCUUGCUAUGGAAGGCGAAGAUGAUGCGGAGAAGGAGGAUCACGACGAAUCGUUGGUUGAAUUGCAAACGGCGACAAGUUUACGUGUUUUUAGUGGCAUUCUGGUGCCGCAGCAAAUGCUGGACCAACGGUUUCUCAUCAUGGAUCACCAAAGCACCCCUCAUGUUGCACCCGAGGUCGAUAUGUUGUCUCUUCUUGUGGACAUGUGGACAGACGAGGAAGUGGUUACGGCGGCGUUGCAGUGCCCCGCACGUCUACACAACACAAUCUUGGUGAAUGCAAAGGUGGACGCGGGUUGGGAAGUUCUUCGAAGCCUCUUUCCAGAAUUCUCGGUGCAGGAUGACAUCAUGUUGGCGUCGUUUGAUGCACUCACCGCGACAACUGUCAUGGAUCCACGUUAUUUACUGCCGCUUCUCCACACCGUGCUCUCAUUGCCAGUAGAACAACUCCCGCGAAAAAACAUUGGAACUAAAUGCAUUCCAUUUCUUUUGCGGUCAUUGUCCUUUACGGACCCACAGCUCAGACGCUUGGGCGCGGCGGCAUUGUCUGCCGUAUGGACACCAAGCGGCCCCACACGCAUUGUUGUUGGUUUUGCUCGAUUAAAACUGACACAGCUGGCCAGCAAGAAGGGGCGGGCCAAAUAUCCGCAAGGAAAAGAAGGGGAAGUCACAUGGAACUGUCCACGACUCCCUGCCCCCAUCUCUGCCUUUUUAGUGAUGGUGCUCCAUCCCCUCUCCAAUGCGGAUUAUCCAUUGCACAACGAUAUUAUGCGAUUUUUGCUUGAGACACAAGAGGCCUUUUCAAAUCCAGUUCCACUUCAUCACUUCUUGACGUCGUUCCCCCUCGCGUGCAUCACAACGCCUCUGAUGAUUAAACGUCAGGAAAAAACUCAGAACAGGACAAGCGGGCAUGUUGCCGUUGCUUUUGCGGAGGUAGCACGGGAACUGCAAUCGGAAGCGCCCACUCAUUUAAACUUCAUUCUUCGUUUGAUCCAGUUUGGGUGUCAGACAAAUGGGGAUAUGAUGGCACUCCUUGGAUCGGAGUCUCUGCAGGCGAUGAUGGUGAUUGUCUCUAUGGUGGCUGCUUCCGCAGAAAUCCGCCUGGAGUUCCUGCAAUGUAUUCAUUUUGCCUGCACCACCUCCUCCGCUGUGGCAAAGCAGGCAAUGGAAAAAGGUCAUGUGUUGUCCUGGCUUUUUGGCUUUGCGUUUCAGCUGAUACGCGAGUACGGUGAGUGUGUGUACAUGUACGGUGAGCCGCUCUUUAUGGAGGUGAUUACGUUGCUGCGGAAACUCUCGCCACUCUCUCUUGUCUCGCCACUUCACGCCCAGCAGGUGCAGCAGCAGCUUGAGCUCAUUCGUGACGGAUUGCUUGCGAACCACGUGACGACAAAAGACGUGCUGGAUGGGGUGGAAGACAUCCUGAAGGGAAUGAGCAGCAGAGGAGGGGCGUCUGCAGGGACGGCACCGAUGAGAAAAAGGCGGACUUUGCAUAACAAUGCGCGUCCAACGCCAAGAACAAAGCAAAGGUGA
Messenger RNA from Trypanosoma cruzi, 4728 nucleotides. RefSeq lists its product as uncharacterized. Bases 1 to 4728 code for a protein of 1575 amino acids. The transcript has a single exon. The record is from RefSeq and is a predicted model, not a curated record. Gene Ontology annotation, biological process: maturation of 5.8S rRNA from tricistronic rRNA transcript (SSU-rRNA, 5.8S rRNA, LSU-rRNA); maturation of LSU-rRNA from tricistronic rRNA transcript (SSU-rRNA, 5.8S rRNA, LSU-rRNA). Gene Ontology annotation, cellular component: nucleolus. Lineage: Eukaryota; Euglenozoa; Kinetoplastea; Trypanosomatida; Trypanosomatidae.